This is a messenger RNA of Equus quagga, 3150 nucleotides long. It is a transcript of the gene ARPP21, whose product is annotated as cAMP regulated phosphoprotein 21. Gene Ontology annotation, cellular component: cytoplasm. Lineage: Eukaryota; Metazoa; Chordata; Mammalia; Perissodactyla; Equidae. Gene Ontology annotation, molecular function: nucleic acid binding. The record is from RefSeq and is a predicted model, not a curated record. The transcript is spliced from 20 exons. Bases 322 to 2763 code for a protein of 813 amino acids.
AUCCAGCCAAAUCAAUCAUUGAGAAAUAAUAAUAUUAAUAAAAGCCAAAAACUAAAUCAAAUCAAUCAAGGCACCAAGACGCUGGGGGGAUAUCCACUGUUCGGUCAAGGUUGACGAUGUGUCAAACUGUGUAAGGGAAUCGCAUGGAGAUGGGCGUUCUGAACUGUUAAUGGGGACAUGGGACUCCAGUUGUCUCUGAUCACUUGUGUGGAUUUUCCUGGUGCAGAACGACAGAAGCCGCUAGUAAGUUGCCAAGACCUACAGCAGGGAUUCUGCGUGAAAGGGCAUCAAACCUCGUUAUUUUAAUUUGCAUCUGGGAGAAUGUCUGAGCAAGGAGACCUGAGUCAGGCGAUGGUGGAGGGAGGAGGACCAGAGCAGGAGACGGCCACUCCGGAGAACGGCAUCGUUAAGUCGGAAAGUCUGGAUGAAGAGGAGAAGCUGGAACUGCAGAGGCGGCUGGAAGCUCAGAACCAAGAGAGAAGAAAAUCCAAGUCAGGAGCCGGAAAAGGUAAAUUGACCCGCAGUCUUGCUGUCUGUGAAGAAUCCUCAGCCAGACCAGGAGGUGAAAGUCUCCAGGAUCAGGAAUCAAUUCAUUUACAGCUUUCCAGUUUCCCCAGCCUGCAAGAGGAUGAUAAAUCUAGGAAAGAUGACUCUGAAAGAGAAAAAGAAAAGGAUAAAAACAAAGAUAAAACCUCUGAAAAACCCAAGAUCAGAAUGUUAUCAAAAGAUUGCAGCCAAGAAUAUACGGAUUCUACAGGCAUAGACUUACACGAGUUUCUGAUUAACACAUUAAAGAAUAAUUCCAGGGACAGGAUGAUACUCUUGAAAAUGGAGCAGGAAAUUAUUGAUUUCAUUGGUGACAACAAUAAUCAUUAUAAAAAGUUCCCUCAGAUGUCAUCCUAUCAAAGGAUGCUUGUCCAUCGAGUGGCAGCUUACUUUGGGCUGGAUCAUAAUGUGGAUCAAACAGGGAAAUCUGUUAUCAUUAACAAGACCAGCAGCACAAGAAUACCAGAGCAAAGGUUUUGUGAACAUUUAAAAGAUGAAAAAGGUGAAGAAUCCCAGAAGCGGUUUAUCUUGAAGCGAGAUAACUCUAGUAUUGAUAAAGAAGACAAUCAGUCAGUUUGCUCCCAGGAAAACCUUUAUGUGGAAAACAGUAGGCUCUUGGAAGACAGUAACAUAUGCAAUGAGACGUAUAAGAAAAGACAGCUCUUUCGGGGCAACAGAGAUGGCUCAGGGAGAACAUCUGGGAGUCGACAGAGCAGCUCGGAGAACGAACUCAAAUGGUCCGACCACCAAAGGGCCUGGAGCAGCACAGACUCUGAUAGCUCCAACCGCAAUCUCAAGCCUGCCAUGACCAAGACGGCGAGUUUUGGGGGCAUCACGGUGCUGACCAGGGGUGAUAGCACAUCCAGUACCAGGAGUACCGGGAAGCUGUCCAAAGCAGGUAGUUCCGAGUCUUCCAGCAGUGCAGGCUCCUCAGGAUCGCUGUCCCGUACCCAUCAACCCCUCCAGAGUGCACCCCUGGUCUCAGGUGUGGCAGCCAGUUCUCCUGGCUGUCUGCCCUAUACGGAGAAUGGAAUGGGCAGCCAGGUUGCUCCCAGCAGCACCAGCUACAUCCUCGUUCCACUGGAAGCUGCAACAGGCAUCCCACCUGGAAGCAUCCUUCUUAAUCCACAUACAGGCCAGCCCUUUGUGAAUCCCGAUGGAACCCCUGCAAUAUACAACCCCCCCGCCAGUCAGCAGCCCCUGCGAAGCUCGAUGGUGGGGCAGUCCCAGCAGCAGCCACAGCAGCAGCCCUCUCCCCAGCCGCAGCAGCAGGUGCAGCCACCACAGCCGCAAAUGGCAGGCACACUAGUGACUCAGUCUGUCCAGGGGCUGCAGCCUUCCUCCCAGUCAGUGCAAUAUCCAGCAGUCUCUUUUCCUCCCCAGCAUCUCCUGCCUGUGUCUCCAACGCAGCAAUUCCCCCUGAGAGAUGAUGUGGCGACACAGUUCAGCCAAAUGAACCUGAGCCGGCAAUCCUCAGGAGAGACUCCUGAGCCCCCAUCCGGUCCUGUCUACCCACCGUCCCUCAUGCCACAGCCAACCCAACAGCCGAGCUAUGUCAUUGCCUCUGCAGGCCAGCAGCUCCCUACAGGGGGCUUCUCAGGCUCUGGACCUCCCAUCUCCCAACAAGUCCUCCAGGCCCCUCCCUCACCCCAAGGAUUUGUGCAACAGCCUCCACCUGCACAGAUGCCUGUAUAUUAUUAUCCAUCUGGUCAGUACCCUACCUCAACCACGCAGCAGUACCGGCCCAUGGCCUCAGUUCAGUACAGUGCUCAGAGGGGUCAGCAGAUGCCACAGACAGCACAGCAAGCAGGUUACCAGCCGGUCUUGUCUGGUCAACAAGGGUUCCAAGGCCUACUGGGAGUGCAGCAGCCGCCUCAGAGUCAGAGCGUGAUGAGCAACCAAACAGGAACUCCGGUGCAAAGCGUGAUGGUCUCCUACCCAACCAUGUCUUCUUAUCAGGUGCCAAUGACCCAGGGUUCUCAAGGACUGCCCCAGCAGUCUUACCAACAGCCAAUCAUACUACCUAACCAGGCAAGUCAAGGGUCACUCCCAGCCACUGGAAUGCCUGUUUACUGUAAUGUCACACCGCCGACCCCUCAGAACAACCUUAGGCUGAUUGGCCCACACUGCCCCUCCAGCACUGUCCCCGUGAUGUCAGCUAGCUGCAGGACAAACUGUGCGAGUAUGAGCAACGCCGGGUGGCAGGUCAAAUUCUGAGUGAUCUGGCUGGAGUACAUUUCUUCAGAUAUUACUCAUGGCCUUUAAGGGAAGAUGAGCAAGGUGGAAAACUGGCUGAGGACUUAAGUAUUCACUCAACACUCAAAUGAUUGCUGCUGGUAUUCUGUAAAAAAAAAAAAAAAGACUAAUACACACAUUAGCUGGUUAAUGGUGCAUAUUUCUGUCAUGUCUGCUAGGUAUGCCUUUAUAGCUUAGCUAGUGACAUGAAUUCAUCAAGGUAAGAUUUUCUCCUACCACUGAAUACCACUGUGUAGAUUAUAAUAUCCCUAAUUUGGAUUCUUAGUUUUGUACUUUGUGUUGAGUUUGUGAUGCGAAAAGUAUUUAAAAAUUAUAUACUGAAAUCACAUUGUACCAAAGCUGUAAUGG